AUGACGUCCCCCCCUGAGGUUGACCUGGUCACCCGGCUACAGGUUGACGACUCUCAAAUCGGCACCCACGAGAUCGACGAAUCCCUCUACAGCCGACAGCUCUACGUGCUGGGUCACGAAGCGAUGAAGCGUAUGGGUGCGUCCAACGUGCUCAUCGUUGGUCUGAAGGGACUCGGAGUCGAGAUCGCCAAGAACAUUGCUCUUGCUGGUGUCAAGAGCCUGACCCUCUACGAUCCCACACCCACCGCCGCCGCCGAUCUAUCCUCGCAGUUCUUUCUCCAUCUCGAAGACAUCGGCAAGCCUCGCGAUGCGGUUACAGCCCCCCGUGUAGCCGAGCUGAAUGCCUACACGCCCGUUAGCCUCCACAAGUCCUCCGGCCUGUCCGAGAAUCUGUCGCAAUUCGACAAAUACCAAGUAGUCGUCCUGACCAACACGCCUUUGAAAGACCAGCUGGUUAUUGGCGAUUACUGCCACUCCAAAGGUAUCUACGUUGUUUGCGCCGAUACUUUUGGUCUGUUUGGCUCCAUUUUCUGCGAUUUUGGCGAGAAGUUCACCUGUCUGGACUCAACUGGCGAGAACCCUGCCAAUGGUAUUGUAGCAGGCAUCGAUGAGGAGGGGCUGGUCUCCGCUCUUGACGAGACGAGACAUGGUCUGGAAGACGGGGACUAUGUCACGUUCAGCGAGGUGGAAGGAAUGGAGGCCUUGAAUGGCGGAGAACCCCGAAAAAUCACUGUCAAGGGCCCUUAUACCUUCUCUAUUGGAGAGGUUUCCGGACUAGGCCAGUACAAGCGCGGGGGUCUCUACCAGCAAGUCAAGAUGCCAAAGUAUCUGGAUUUCAAGACCAUAUCAGCCGCCAUGAGGGAUCCUGAGUUUGUCAUGUCUGACUUCGCCAAAUUUGACCGACCUCAACAACUCCACGUCGGGUUUGAAGCUCUUCACGCUUUUUCUCAAGCACAAGGCAGAUUACCUCGGCCUAUGAAUGAAGAGGAUGCUACUGUUCUCGUGGCAUCCGCCAAGGCCUUUGUUCAGAAAGAAAAGCUUGAGGUUGAGAUCGACGAGAAGCUCAUCAAGGAGCUCAGCUACCAGGCUACAGGAGAUCUUAACCCCAUGGCCGCGCUCUUCGGUGGUCUCACGGCCCAAGAAGUGUUGAAAGCCGUCUCCGGCAAGUUCCAUCCCAUCAAGCAGUGGUUCUACUUCGAUUCCCUAGAAUCCCUCCCCACUUCCACCGCCCGAACCGAAGAGCUGUGUAAACCCGUCGGCUCGCGCUAUGACGGUCAGAUCGCUGUUUUCGGAAAGGAGUACCAGGAGAAGUUGUCCAAUAUUCGACAAUUCCUUGUGGGAGCUGGAGCUAUCGGUUGUGAGAUGCUGAAGAAUUGGGCUAUGAUUGGGCUUGGUGUCGGUCCCAAGGGUCAGAUUACUAUCACCGAUAUGGAUUCUAUCGAGAAGAGCAACCUCAACCGCCAGUUCUUGUUCCGACCAAAAGAUGUGGGUGGGAUGAAGAGUGAUUGUGCGGCGAAUGCUGUUGUCGCAAUGAACCCUGAUCUGACGGGCCAUAUUAUUUGCCUGAAGGAUCGAGUCAGCCCGGAAACUGAACAUAUCUUUAAUGAAGAUUUCUGGAAUGACCUGGAUGGUGUUACCAACGCGUUGGAUAACGUAGAGGCGAGAACUUACGUUGAUCGACGAUGUGUCUUCUUCCACAAGCCCUUGCUGGAGAGCGGAACCCUGGGUACCAAGGGUAAUACUCAAGUCGUUCUUCCCCGCUUGACCGAGUCUUACUCCUCUUCGCACGACCCCCCCGAGGAGUCAUUCCCCAUGUGCACUCUGAGGAGUUUCCCGAACAAGAUCGAGCACACAAUCGCAUGGGCUCGUGAGCUGUUUGAGGCGUCGUUCGUCAAGUCUGCCGAGACCGUCAACCUCUACUUGACUCAGCCUAACUAUCUGGAGACAACACUGAAGCAAGGCGGCAAUGAGAAGGCGACUUUGGAGACUAUCAGAGAUUACCUGGUGACAGAUAAGCCGCUAACCUUUGAGGACUGCAUUAUCUGGGCUCGAAUGCUGUUUGAAAAGCAGUAUAACAACGCUAUCCAGCAGCUCCUGUUCAACUUUCCCAAGGAUUCUGUGUCGUCCACUGGUACCCCAUUCUGGUCUGGACCAAAGCGAGCCCCUGACCCGCUUAAGUUUGACCCGAACAACGCCACUCACUUUGGAUUUGUUGUUGCUGCUGCCAAUCUCCAUGCGUUUAACUACAAUAUCAACACCAAGGGCAUUGACAAGGGCAGCUAUCUCAAGGUCCUCGACAACAUGAUUGUGCCUGACUUCUCCCCUGACUCUAAUGUUAAGAUUCAAGAGAAGGACAGCGACCCGGUCCCGCCUGCUAACCAGGGUGCCUUCGACGAUGAGUCCGAGCUGCAGAAGAUCACUGACAGCAUCCCGCCCGCUAACAAGAUGGCUGGAUUCAAGCUGACCGCCGUGGACUUCGAGAAGGAUGACGACACGAACCACCAUAUUGAUUUCAUCACAGCUGCAAGCAACCUACGCGCCGAGAACUACAAGAUCGAGCAGGCCGAUAGACACAAGACGAAGUUUAUCGCAGGCAAGAUCAUCCCAGCCAUUGCCACAACCACAGCAUUGGUAACGGGUCUGGUCGUUCUGGAGCUCUACAAGAUCAUCGAUGGAAAGACCGACAUUGAGCAAUACAAGAACGGAUUCAUCAACCUGGCGCUGCCGUUCUUCGGCUUCAGCGAACCCAUCGCGAGUCCAAAGGUGGAAUACAAGGGACCGAACGGCAAGGUGACGCUCGACAAGAUCUGGGAUCGUUUUGAGUCGGAGGACGUGACGCUGGACGAGCUCAUUGCCGACUUCGCCAAGAAGGGCCUCAGUAUAACGAUGCUAAGCUCCGGUGUUAGUCUACUCUACGCGUCCUUCUUCCCUCCCGCCAAGCUCAAGGAGAGAAAGAGCCUCAAACUCAGCCAGCUGGUUGAGACGGUGUCGAAGAAGCCUAUCCCUGAGCACCAGAAGGAGGUCAUCUUCGAGAUGGUGGCUGAGGAUGUGGAUGAGGAAGAUGUUGAGGUGCCCUAUAUCAAGGUCAAGAUCCGGUAG
Molecule: messenger RNA, 3099 nt
Organism: Pseudomassariella vexata
Lineage: Eukaryota; Fungi; Ascomycota; Sordariomycetes; Amphisphaeriales; Pseudomassariaceae
Product: putative ubiquitin-protein ligase
Exons: 2
Coding region: 1-3099 (1032 amino acids)
Biological process (GO): protein sumoylation
Cellular component (GO): SUMO activating enzyme complex; cytoplasm
Molecular function (GO): SUMO activating enzyme activity
Source: RefSeq, a predicted model, not a curated record